AUGAUGGCUCAUCCUUUUUUUUCUUCCGCCCUCUCCUCUUCCCCACCCCUUCACCGCACUACACUGCACCCGACCGCUCUCCCAACAGUGCAAAAGAUUCUUGAAGAAACGAGGAAGGCGGACAGCGAGGUGGAAGUGUUUCCUGACGGCAGGUGGAGAAGGGUGGAGAGCGGUGAUUGGGAGGACGGUAACUGCUCCGAGUCAGACGAGGAGGGCGGUGAGUCAAACGAGGAGGGCGAGUCAAACGAGGAGGGCGAGUCAAACGAGGAGGGCGAGUCAAACGAGGAGGGGGGCGAGUCAAACGAGGAGGAGGGCGAGUCAAACGAGGAGGGCGAGUCAGGCGAGGAGGAGGGCGAGUCAAACGAGGAGGGCGAGUCAAACGAGGAGGGGGAGUCAAACGAGGAGGGGGAGUCAAACGAGGAGGGCGAGUCAAACGAGGAGGGCGAUUCAAAUGAGGAGGGCGAGUCAAACGAGGAGGGCGAGUCAAACGAGGAGGGCGAGUCAGACGAGGAGGGCGAGUCAAACGAGGAGGGCGAGUCAGACGAGUCAGACGAGGAUGGCGAGUCAGACGAGGAGGGCGAGUCAGACGAGGAGGGCGAGUCAGACGAGGAGAUGAUGCAGCUGAUUUUGUUGCAGAGGUUAAAGGACGAGAAGCGGAAACUUGAGAAGGGGAGAGAGGAGGAGAAGAGGAGAGAGGAGUGGAAGCAACAGAGGAGAGAGGAGGAAGAGAGGAAGGAUGAGGAGGAGAGGAGAGAGGAGGAGAGGAGAGAGGACGAGGAGAGGAGAGAGGAGGAGGAGAGGGGAGAGAAGGAGAAGAGGAGGAGGACGAGGAGACGAGGGGGUUGGAGCGAAGGGCCGAGGGAGAUAGAGUGGGAUUGA
Messenger RNA from Closterium sp. Yama58-4, 879 nucleotides. Lineage: Eukaryota; Viridiplantae; Streptophyta; Zygnematophyceae; Desmidiales; Closteriaceae. The record is from the annotation of a GenBank genome assembly.